GAUGCAUAAUUUAUGUCAGUUACAAAAUUUAAAUCUGGAUUUUAUAACAAGAAAAACUGGCAGCCCCAGCAGUGUUUUACUCGUGUUUCAAAUAUACAAAAAAUAGAACGGCAUCGUUGACCAGUUUUAAAUUUGACAGAAGAACUGGUCGAAUAAAUAAAACUAGAAUGGCUUGCUGGGGAUACGUUUGUCUCAGUUUCAGUUAUAUUAUAGAACACCCAUAUGAAUCUCGCAGCUGCUGAAUUUGCUCUAACUGUUCAUUUAUAAUAGUUUCUCUUCUAUUCAGGUCAAAGCUUUUUUCGUUUCUAACAGACAAAAGUUUGAACGGAAGACAUAAUAAUGGAUCAAGGCACCGAGGUAGUUAGCAAUCAUUUCUCAUCCGGCAAACUGACGCACACCAGUGACGUAUGCUGUAAAAGUUUUCUUGGGAACAGCCACCUGACGCACCACAAGCGCAUUCACACGGGCGAAAGACCCUUCAAAUGUGAUUACUGUGGAAAAAAUUUCGUCAAGAUUUUGGACUUCAAAACUCAUAUCCGAUUACACUCCGGCGAACGGCCAUACAAGUGCGAUCUUUGCGGUGAGGGAUUCCGAAGAAAUUAUCAAUUAACUCAUCACACAAGUGUUCACACCAAUUUGAAGCCGCAUAAAUGUGACGUGUGUGGCAAAGAAUUUAUAAAAAAUGGAAGCCUUACACUGCACAAACGAAUUCACUCGAAUGAAAUACAGUUCGAAUGUGAUUUUUGUGGUAAACAUUUCAUAGAUCGAGGUAAUCUGACACGGCAUAGACGCAUCCACACCGGAGAACGUCUGUUUAAAUGUGACUUCUGUGAUAAAUCGUUCACUGGCAGUAGUUGCUUGAAAAAGCACCGACAAAUUCACACGGGUGAAAAAUCGUACAAAUGUGACGAGUGUGGCAAAGAAUUUAUACUGUGUGGAAGUUUGAAAAAACACUUGCGCAUUCAUACUGGAGAACGGCCGUACAAAUGUGAUUUCUGUGAAAAAACGUUCACCAAUACCAGCAACCUCACACGUCACGUACGAAUACAUACCGGUUAUAAACCAUACAAAUGUGACUUCUGCGACAAGGAGUUUAUCGCCAGUUCAACAAUGAAGAAUCAUCGACGCACCCACACCGGUGAAAAGGCUCACCGAUGCACCGUAUGCGGCCGGGAUUUUAUUACAAGCAGUAAUCUAGCGCAGCAUAUGUACACUCAUACCGGUGAGCGUCCACAUAAAUGUGACGUGUGUGGCAAAGGAUUCUAUCGAAGCAACCAGCUUGAUCAACACCUGAUGCGAGCCCACCAACAGCAGAUAAACUAGAUACCACGAAUACUUGAAAUACAAGUACUGUUUGAUAUGGAUUAAAAAUGUUUUUUUUUUUUGUUAAAUUAGACUGUAUAUAACUUCCAA
Molecule: messenger RNA, 1413 nt
Organism: Malaya genurostris
Lineage: Eukaryota; Metazoa; Arthropoda; Insecta; Diptera; Culicidae
Product: zinc finger protein 239-like
Exons: 2
Coding region: 340-1323 (327 amino acids)
Biological process (GO): regulation of transcription by RNA polymerase II
Molecular function (GO): RNA polymerase II cis-regulatory region sequence-specific DNA binding; DNA-binding transcription factor activity
Source: RefSeq, a predicted model, not a curated record